Acytostelium subglobosum LB1 is the source of this 1881-nucleotide messenger RNA. RefSeq lists its product as hypothetical. Gene Ontology annotation, cellular component: peroxisomal membrane; endoplasmic reticulum membrane. Gene Ontology annotation, biological process: sterol biosynthetic process; coenzyme A metabolic process; isoprenoid biosynthetic process. Bases 1 to 1881 code for a protein of 626 amino acids. The transcript is spliced from 3 exons. The record is from RefSeq and is a predicted model, not a curated record. Gene Ontology annotation, molecular function: hydroxymethylglutaryl-CoA reductase (NADPH) activity; protein binding. Lineage: Eukaryota; Evosea; Eumycetozoa; Acytosteliales; Acytosteliaceae.
AUGUUGGUCCUUCCAAAGAUUGAAGUCAAGGAUAUAUUCCUGGUCUUUUAUAUAUUACUUGUAAUACCCAAGCUCAUUGUCUUCCUGCUUGGAUUAAAGAAGGUCAAGGUCAUGUCCGUUCGCGAGCUAUUCCCUUUCUUCAAAUGGGGAUUCAACAUUAGACGAUCAAACUUCUUGGUACCUAUACUGAGUAACAAUAUAAUAGUGACUGGUGAGGAAGCCGUCAGCUUCGAGAAGCCCCUGCCAGAGCCAUUGGACAUUGCUUCGUUGAAGUUAUGCCAGAACCAAAAGUUGCAACUGGAGCAAAAGCUGCAACAGCAGCAGCAACAUCAAGCUUCAAUGUGUGAGCGCGAGUUGAACUUGGAGGAGUUGAUUCAGCGCAAGGAGGCCUCUCUUCAGGAGGCCAUUGUCUCACAGCCUGUUGAGCAAAAGCAUCAGGCUGCCACCAUCGCCCCCGCACCUGCCAACACCAUCGCAGAGUCCCAAUCAGAACAAUCAGAGCAGGCUGGCACGCCCAAUAGGAAUCUGUUGGCUUCACCUAUUGUCGCGCCGGCUCCAGCCCCCGCCACACCCGUGCCCUCGCAUUCAAUCUCAUCAAUGGACGGCAAGCCACUGUUGUCCAGUCUCUCGAACGAGGAGAUAUUAGCCAAGACAGAGUGUGGCGACAUUCCAUUAUACAAGCUUGAGGUCGAGCUGGGCGACUGCAGCCGUGCCGUCGAGAUCCGACGUAUGGCGCUCGAGAAGAAGCUGGACAAAACGAUCGAGGAGAUCCCACAUCUGUCGUACGACUUUGCCAAGGUGCUGGGCGCCUGCUGCGAGAACGUCAUUGGCUACGUGCCCAUCCCCGUCGGCACUGCCGGCCCACUGCUGCUCAACAACGAGGAGGUGACCAUCCCAAUGGCCACCACCGAGGGCUGCCUCGUGGCCAGCACACACCGUGGCUGUCGUGCCAUUUCAGAGUCGGGCGGCGCUCGCGCCGUCAUCCUCUCGCGUGGUAUGACGCGUGCACCAGUCGUGCGCUUCCCAUCGAUUGACCACAUGACCGACUUCACCAUGUGGCUCAAGGAACCACAGAACUACGAGAUCGUCAAGAAGGAGUUUGACAGCACCAGUCGCUUUGCCCGACUCACUGGCCUCAAGAUUACCGUUGCCGGUCGAUCAGUGCAUCUGCGCUUCAAGUGUGACACUGGUGACGCCAUGGGCAUGAACAUGGUGACCAAAGGUGUCGAGGCUGCUCUCAACAUGCUCAAGAUUCGCUUUAACCUGAUGGAGAUUAUAAGUCUCUCAGGAAACAUGUGUACAGACAAGAAACCAUCAUCAAUGAAUUGGAUCGAUGGUAGAGGAAGAACGGUGGUCGCAGAGGCAGUGAUCAGUGGCGACAUUAUAAAGAGGGUGCUAAAGACGAGCGUGAGCGCAUUGGUCGACCUCAACAUAUCAAAGAACUUGGUGGGCUCGGCCAUGACCGGCUCGAUCGGAGGCUUCAACGCACAUGCCUCCAACAUUGUCACAGCGGUCUUUUUGGCCACAGGCCAGGACUGCGCGCAGAACGUCGAGUCGUCCAACUGUAUCACCUUGAUGGAGUCCUGCAACGAUGGCCAGGAUCUGUACAUCACCGUCACGAUGCCCUCGAUCGAGGUGGGCACCGUGGGUGGCGGCACCUUCCUGCCGGCACAGUCUGCCUGUCUGAACAUCAUUGGCGUCAAGGGAUCCAAGCCCGGCAAGCCAGGCCACAACGCCGACCAACUGGCCAAAACAGUGUGUGCUGCCGUCAUGGCUGGCGAGCUGAGUCUAAUGUCCGCCCUGUCGGCAGGACACUUGAUGAAGUCUCACCUACAGUUGAACCGAAAGACCAGCUCCAUCUGUCUGACAGGACAGAAGUAG